Eleginops maclovinus (Patagonian blennie) is the source of this 1282-nucleotide messenger RNA. RefSeq names its product coagulation factor XI-like. Gene Ontology annotation, biological process: proteolysis. The record is from RefSeq and is a predicted model, not a curated record. The coding region runs from base 73 to 1215 and encodes 380 amino acids. The transcript is spliced from 9 exons. Gene Ontology annotation, cellular component: extracellular region. Gene Ontology annotation, molecular function: protein binding. Lineage: Eukaryota; Metazoa; Chordata; Actinopteri; Perciformes; Eleginopidae.
CUGCAGUUGCAGAAGUGACUAUCUCACCUCAGUUGUGCUUCGAGAAUCUGUAUUGGCUUCAAACCUGAGAAGAUGGGAACCCAAUUGAAUUUGAUGGUUCUGCUGUCUCUCUGCGGCCUCUGCUUAACUCAAGAUUGUAACAAACAGCUUCUGGAGGAUGUGGAUUUCCCAGGAAUGGACAUCACAUUUCAAUACUCUCCAGAUGUUUACCACUGUCAGCAACUUUGCACCCAGCACCCCUCCUGUCGCUUCUUUACCUUCCUACGCUCUGACUGGACAAGAGAUGAGAGCUAUUUCAAGUGCUACCUAAAAACCACUGACUCUGGAGAAGUUGCAGCUGAGAACCCAUUAAACGGCGUCACCUCUGGGUUUUCUCUCAAAGGGUGCACCCCAGAAUUACAGCCUUGUCUGCCUAAGGUGUACCCUAAUGUGGACUUCUUUGGGGCCGACUACACUGCUUUGUUCACAGCGGACCACGAGGAGUGCCAGAGAGCCUGCACCCAGGACCCUGGCUGUCAGUUCUUUACUUUUGUGCACGAAGACUUUGUAACAGAGAGUAUCAGGUUCAAGUGCCACCUUAAAUAUAGCCCGUCAAUUCCAGUCCCUCCGAUUGUGGAAAAAGAGCCUGGUGUAGUGUCUGGAUUCUCCCAAAACAUACAAUUUCCUCAACAGUCUACCGAAGCAUGUGAGGGCAAGCUUUUUCCAGCCAUUAGCAUCCCGCAUAACAACCUCAAGACCUAUCCUGCUCUCUGUCCUGAACACUGUCGGGCGUUGUGCUCUGCUCACCCAUCCUGCACCUACUUCUCUUAUGACAGUAAUGAAUUUAAAUGUCACCUGAAGAACAACAGAGAAAAGAUGGAGACAAUAUCUGAAGAAGGAUUCACAAGUGGUUUCCCUGCACGCUUCUGUUGGCUGGAUGAGAAUUGGCUUAAGGUUGCUCACAAAGAUGUGGAUUUCCAAGGUUCUGAUAUUCGUUUUGAGGUGACGGACGAUGCAGUCUCCUGUCAGAGGAAAUGUAAUGAGGAUCCUAUCUGCCAGUUCUACACCUAUGUCACUGAAACCCAUCCGCCAGAAUACCGGCGUCACUGCUAUUUGAAACGUACCAUCACCAUGCCUGCUCCGUCUAAUGUCAAAAAACUUAACAAUGUUACAUCAGGCUUCCCCCUGAGGAGCUGUGUGAAUAUUGCUACACACCCAAAAGUAAGCAGCAUUUGAUUUCGAUUGAAGCUGCAGGGGAUUAUUUUUGUGUGUAAACAAGAGUAAUAAAACAGAUAGAAAAUCA